AUGGAUCCGAUUCUAAAGAGAGAUAAAUUUUUAAUAAGGACUGGACAAUAAUAGAAGGAAGAGAAAGUUACAGGAUUUAAAAUUUAUUGUUAUUCUAAAAAGCAACUUUUAGUAUUUAAAUUACUGAAGAUGGAACAGUUAUUAAAAGGAUGGCUCUAUUCUUUAUAUGUAACUAUUAAACUAUAAUUUAGAGAUUAAAAGGAUACUCUAAAUUAAACAAAAAAUUUAGAGUAAAUUAAAUAUUUAAGAUGGCAGGUUAGUAUAAUAAUCUGUAAUAAAAAAUGGGAAAAUGGCAUGCUUUAUGGAAAGGGGAAAAUUUAGAAGCAGGAGGAUAUUAUUGCGAUAAAGGUUUAAAAACAGGUGAAUGGAUCGAACUUUUUGAAAUUUUUUGGGAGUAAUCUUAUCUAAAUUAAUAUAGCAAAUCAUAAGUAACUUUUAGAGGGUAAUAUUUUGAUGAUAUUAAACAAGGGAAAUGGUAAAUAUAUUAUUUAGAUUAAAAAUUAAAAUAAAUCACCAAUAUGUAAGAAUGUAAAAUUAAAUCUUUAUAAGUGGUGGAGGCUAUUAUGAUUAAGUGGCUAUUAAAUAAGGGUAUUGGAUAGAUUUAUCAGUGGAAGACAAAUUGUUUAUAAAGGAAUUUAUUAUAAUAAUGCAAAAGUAGGUUAAUGGGACAUUGCUUAUCGAAGUUACUUUGAUAGUCGUUUUAAAAAAAUGUAAACGCAUAUAAUAUUCUUAGAGGAGGAGGUGUUUAUAAUAGAGACGGAUAAAAAAAUGGGAAAUGGGUGGAGGAAAGUGAAAAUUUUUGGAAGUAAGAGUAAUGAAAUUAAUUUUAGUGGAUGCUAGAUUUUAGAAUAAGGAGAAUAUAAAAAUGGGUUAAAAAUUGGAAUUUGGGAGUCUCUAUUAAAGGAAUAUAAAGAUGAUCAUUAUAAAUUAAUGUAUAAUGUUUCAAAAUUAUUAUAUUCUUAGAAGUCUAGGAUGUUAUGACAAUGAUAUAAAAAAUGGAAAGUGGACUGAAAUUCAUGAAAAAUUUAUGAGGUAUAAUAUUAUUAUAGUUUUAUUCAUUCUAAACAUUAUGAAUGCAAAAUAAUAAAUGUAGGAAAUUAUACUAAGGGUCUUAAAAUAGGAAGGUGGAAAAUUCUAGUUUAACUUACUUAUGAUGUUAUGUAACAGAAUCUUAUCAUAUUGUAGUGGAGGAGGUGAUUUCGAUGAAUACGGAUAGAAAACAGGUAUUUGGUUAGAAGUAGAAGAUUAUAGAUAGUAAUUAAUAAAUUAUUAUUUUUAUAGUUUUAUAUCAAAGAUUUCAUUCAAAGGAAGAUAUAUAAAUGGAAAAAAAGAAGGAAAAUGGCAAAUUAAUUAAAAUAAUAAGAUAAUGUAUUAUAAAAUUAGAUUAUUAUUUUUCAGAGGAGGAGGGAGCUAUAAUGAUAGAGGAUUAAAAUUUGGAUUAUGGAUUGAGAUAAAUGAUAAAAUUUGGAAGUUUAAUAUAUUAUCUAUUUAAUUAGAUAUUGGAAAGUGUUAUUUGUAGAAAAUUAUUAAGAAGGAAUUAAAAUAGGAAAUUGGGAAAUUCUAAUUAGCAAAUAUUGUGAUAAUAAAUUGAAAAUGUUUGAUAUCAAUCUUAAAUUUAGAGUUAAAGGAACCUACAACGAUAAUGGAAUGAAAAUUGGAUAAUGGACAGAACUUUCUGAAACAUUUUGUGAGUACACUUUAUGAUUAAAUUUAUUAGAGAUUCUUAAGUAAUAUUUAAAUGGAAUUAAAUGUGGAUAAUGGAAUGCAUUCUUUACAACUAAUGUUUAAAAAUAAUAUAAGUUAAUGUAAAUAUUGUUAUCCAUAAAAAGUGGUGGUGGUAAGUUUGAUAGGAAUGGAGUAAAGUUUGGAAAAUGGAUAGAUUUGCAUGAAAAUUUUUAAUAGUAUUAUUAUCUAAAUAAUAUUAGCGACGAAUAAAUCAUAUAUAUUGGUUAAUAUUAAGAUGGAAUCAAAGAAUNUAAGGAGAAUAUAAAAAUGGGUUAAAAAUUGGAAUUUGGGAGUCUCUAUUAAAGGAAUAUAAAGAUGAUCAUUAUAAAUUAAUGUAUAAUGUUUCAAAAUUAUUAUAUUCUUAGAAGUCUAGGAUGUUAUGACAAUGAUAUAAAAAAUGGAAAGUGGACUGAAAUUCAUGAAAAAUUUAUGAGGUAUAAUAUUAUUAUAGUUUUAUUCAUUCUAAACAUUAUGAAUGCAAAAUAAUAAAUGUAGGAAAUUAUACUAAGGGUCUUAAAAUAGGAAGGUGGAAAAUUCUAGUUUAACUUACUUAUGAUGUUAUGUAACAGAAUCUUAUCAUAUUGUAGUGGAGGAGGUGAUUUCGAUGAAUACGGAUAGAAAACAGGUAUUUGGUUAGAAGUAGAAGAUUAUAGAUAGUAAUUAAUAAAUUAUUAUUUUUAUAGUUUUAUAUCAAAGAUUUCAUUCAAAGGAAGAUAUAUAAAUGGAAAAAAAGAAGGAAAAUGGCAAAUUAAUUAAAAUAAUAAGAUAAUGUAUUAUAAAAUUAGAUUAUUAUUUUUCAGAGGAGGAGGGAGCUAUAAUGAUAGAGGAUUAAAAUUUGGAUUAUGGAUUGAGAUAAAUGAUAAAAUUUGGAAGUUUAAUAUAUUAUCUAUUUAAUUAGAUAUUGGAAAGUGUUAUUUGUAGAAAAUUAUUAAGAAGGAAUUAAAAUAGGAAAUUGGGAAAUUCUAAUUAGCAAAUAUUGUGAUAAUAAAUUGAAAAUGUUUGAUAUCAAUCUUAAAUUUAGAGUUAAAGGAACCUACAACGAUAAUGGAAUGAAAAUUGGAUAAUGGACAGAACUUUCUGAAACAUUUUGUGAGUACACUUUAUGAUUAAAUUUAUUAGAGAUUCUUAAGUAAUAUUUAAAUGGAAUUAAAUGUGGAUAAUGGAAUGCAUUCUUUACAACUAAUGUUUAAAAAUAAUAUAAGUUAAUGUAAAUAUUGUUAUCCAUAAAAAGUGGUGGUGGUAAGUUUGAUAGGAAUGGAGUAAAGUUUGGAAAAUGGAUAGAUUUGCAUGAAAAUUUUUAAUAGUAUUAUUAUCUAAAUAAUAUUAGCGACGAAUAAAUCAUAUAUAUUGGUUAAUAUUAAGAUGGAAUCAAAGAAUAAGAAUUUUAUUAGAAAAAAUUAAUGUGA
Molecule: messenger RNA, 3131 nt
Organism: Paramecium pentaurelia
Lineage: Eukaryota; Ciliophora; Oligohymenophorea; Peniculida; Parameciidae
Source: the annotation of a GenBank genome assembly